AAAAUAGGAAAGACAAUGAAGUUAUUUCAAGCUUACUAUUUACUUAUCUUCAUGUCAUUAACAGUAGUAGUGACAUCCAAAGAAGUUCCCCAUUACGCCAAGCAGGGGUGCAAUGAUAUGUGUGGUAACGUUACGAUUCCAUACCCUUUUGGAAUCGGAAUAAACUGUGCUAUCAACGAAUGGUAUGUCGUGGAUUGCAACUCCUCGACACCAUAUCUGUCUGCAGUCAAAAACUAUGAAAUUAUAAGAGUUAGCUUGAUAAAUCAAACAAUCACAAUUAAUACACCAAAACCAACAUUUUCCGACUGCCAAAAUCCAGUUAUGAACAUCAGUCAGAAGAUCAACAUUAUCGAUCUCAGUAGGAGCCCGUUCCUGCUUUCCAGACGGCACAAUAUAUUUGUUUCUGAGGGGUGUGGUAAUGCUGUCAUGAUGGAUCAUGAGAAUACUGUGCUAACCGGGUGUUCCACAACUUGUUUUAAUAAUACUACUUUUGAUGACGGCAACAACUGCAUUGGUGUCAGUUGUUGCCGUGCUACAGUUCCCAGUUAUCUCAAGUCCUACACCAUUGGUAUCACCGGCUUGGGCGGUAAUACGGCUUGUGGGACUGCCUUUGUGAUGGAUACAAGCUCAUACAUUAAUCGGAGCAUUUCAAACAGCCGAUCUGUUGCUAGUGAAGACAAUUUUGUUCCAAUAUCACUUUUGUGGACUCUAUCAGUGCAUGACAAUGAUCAAGUCACUUGCUGCCCUUCCAAUAAUAAGGAUAAACUCAUAGUCCGUCUUGAUAAUCAUACUAUAGUAGAUAGCUGGAGAUGCAUGCAUUAUUCAUCAUACGAAGGAAAUGUUUAUCUAGAAGAUGGAUGCUAUGCUGUGCCCGAGACUACGGAUACGGAGAAUGAGUGCUCAAAAUGCAGGGAGAGUGGAGGUUCUUGUAAUUAUGACUCGAACGAGACGAUAUAUGACAUUGAUGGUUUUGUUUACGAACAGAACUCUACUUGUAGCUAUGAUAAACCACGGAAAUCACCUUUGGGUGUCAUUCUAGGUGUUAGCUUAAGCAUUGGUGUACUUUUUCUUGUGGCAAUCAGCUAUGCAUUGUACAAAUUGAUCAGGAAAAUAAAAGACAAGAGACAACGAAAGAAGUUUUUUAAACGCAAUGGUGGUAUAUUAUUAAAACAACAAGCACAAGCUCACCCAUCUUUGAUCGAUAAAACCAUACUUUUCACAUCUCAUGAGUUGGAGAAGGCAACCGACAACUUCAAUGAGAACAGGAUACUUGGCCGAGGAGGCCAAGGUACAGUGUAUAAGGGGAUGUUAGCUGAUGGAAGGAUUGUGGCGGUUAAGAAAUCAAAAAUAGUAGAUGAAAGCCAACUACAACAGUUCAUUAAUGAGGUGGUCAUUCUUUCCCAAGUCAAUCACAGGAAUGUCGUCAGAUUAUUGGGAUGUUGCUUAGAGACCGAAGUUCCUCUGUUAGUGUCAGAAUUCAUUUCAAAUGGUACGUUAUAUGAUGCUCUUCACAAUGAUACUAAUGAGUUCCCAAUUUCUUUAAGUAUGAGAUUACAAAUAGCCACCGAGGUUGCAGGAGCAUUUGCUUACUUACAUUCAGCAACUUCCAUUCCUAUAUAUCAUAGGGACAUCAAAACCACCAAUAUACUUUUGGAUUAUAAAUUCAGGGCCAAAGUGUCCGACUUUGGAACUUCAAGGUUGGUAUCAAUCGACCAAACUCACUUGACUACCUUGGUCAAAGGUACUUUCGGUUACCUUGAUCCUGAAUACUUCCAAUCUAGUCAAUUUACUGAGAAAAGUGACGUAUAUAGUUUUGGAGUUGUUUUGGUUGAAUUGAUAACGGGAGAAAGGCCAAUUUCAUUAACUAGAUUUGGAGAUCAUAGAAGUCUAGCUACACACUUUACGUUGGCUAUGGAAGAAGGGCGUGUUAUGUCUAUAUUUGAUGGAAAGAUGAUUAAAGAGGCUACCAGGGAUGAGCUUCGUUUAAUAGCUAAUCUUGCAAUGCGAUGCUUAAAUCUGAAUGGAAAGAAUAGGCCAACGAUGAAAGAAGUAGCUGUAGAGUUAGAAACUAUACGAACAUCACAUAUUCCAUCUAUGGUUCAAAAAAAUAUAUUACCUGUGAUUUAUGGGGAGGAUCUAUUCAUGCCAUCUUAUGAUGAAUCAACAUCAACUUGCUUGAGUUUUGACACUAGUCAAUGAUCCAAAAGGCUUACACACUUUUAUGUCUUCAUAUAGUAAAAAUAGUAUGUAACCGAUGUUUAUGUUAGCAUAUAUAAAUCCUUCGAUUUAGAUGGAUAAAUUCAUUGUUAACGCAA
This is a messenger RNA of Erigeron canadensis, 2315 nucleotides long. Its product is annotated as wall-associated receptor kinase-like 2. The transcript has 3 exons. Gene Ontology annotation, molecular function: ATP binding; polysaccharide binding; protein serine/threonine kinase activity. Lineage: Eukaryota; Viridiplantae; Streptophyta; Magnoliopsida; Asterales; Asteraceae. The coding region runs from base 16 to 2199 and encodes 727 amino acids. Gene Ontology annotation, cellular component: plasma membrane. Gene Ontology annotation, biological process: cell surface receptor signaling pathway; protein phosphorylation. The record is from RefSeq and is a predicted model, not a curated record.